CUGGAGCUCUUCGCAAUUGCGGGUGGGGUCAACGCCGCGCUGGACUUCUGGAACGUCUUCCUCUUCACGUUCGUGCAGAACCGCAUCGUGCGAAGGCUGCGAUCCACGCUGUUCGCGAAGAUCCUUGGGCAGGAGAUUGGGUACUUUGACGUGACCAGCGCGGGGAGCAUAUCGUCGCGGCUCACCGCUGACACCACCGAGAUUGCCUCCAACCUCUCAUGGGUGUUCCGCAACGUCACCGAGGCCGUGGUCAGGGUCACAGGUAUUGCGGUCUAUCUGAUGCUACAGAACUGGAGGUUAGGGCUCGUCGCUUGCGCCAUCAUACCGAUAACCACAGCGGCGAAUAGGAUUUACGGGGAGUGGAUGACAAAGAACGCGACAGCCACACAGGACUCGCUCGCGGCAGCUAAUCACGUAGCGCUGGAAGCUAUCGGCUCGAUAAGAACCGUCGUGAGCUUCGCGAACGAAACACACGAGAUCAAGCGGUACGACAGCGCUCUGGGGCGGUGGUACGCGCUGUGCAAUCGUCAAGCCGUUGUCACCGGAGUUUACUUCUCUGUGAUUUACUCUUUCCUGUCACAGCUGCUCGUCCCUGUGGCGCUGUUGGUGUACGGCAGUCACCUCGUAAUGAGCGGCAGAAUGCACCCCGAGCGUCUCAUAGCGUUCAUGCUAUACCAGGGGCAGCUGCAGGAGUACGUCAGCAAUCUGCUGAACGCCUUCACGUCCAUGUACAAGAGCAGCGGGUCGGCGGCGGCGGUGUUUGAGCUCAUUGACAGGACGCCGGUUGGGAACAAUAAGGGUUCACACGUGGUGACGCCGUUCCUAGGCGCAGUGGAGCUGCGCGAUGUUCACUUCUGUUAUCCUGCGAGGCCCGAAAAGGUAGUGUUGAACGGUUUGGCUUUAAGAGCGGAACCUGGCGAGUUUAUUGCCUUAGUCGGCGGCAGCGGAAGCGGCAAGUCCACCGUGUUCCAUUUGCUACAACACUUUUACGAGCCCCAAAUGGGUGUCGUGGCGCUGGACGGCGUGGACGUCAGUUUGGUGUCUCACGCGUGGCUGCACAGGGUGAUGGCGUGCGUUGGGCAGGAGCCCGUCCUGUUCUCGGGCACGGUGCUCGAGAACAUAACUUACAUUGUUGACGGCGAGGUCAUCAGCGCCGCGAUGGCGGCCAACGCUCACACGUUCGUCACCUCCAUGCCCCGUGGGUUCCACACUCAGGUUGGCGAAAGGGGAGUGCAGCUCAGUGGUGGACAGAAGCAGCGAAUCGCAAUCGCCCGUGCCAUCUUAUGUAACCCGGCUGUGCUUCUGUUAGACGAGGCGACGUCGGCGCUGGACGCCGCGUCCGAGGCGCAGGUGCAGAGUGCGCUGGAUAACGCCAUGAACGGGCGAACCACCCUGGUUAUCGCGCACAGGCUGAGCACAGUUAAAAAUGCCGAUAAGAUAUUUGUGCUGCACCGCGGCGCGGUUGUGGAGGAAGGGACGCACGAGGAACUGA
Molecule: messenger RNA, 1492 nt
Organism: Micromonas commoda
Lineage: Eukaryota; Viridiplantae; Chlorophyta; Mamiellophyceae; Mamiellales; Mamiellaceae
Product: ATP-binding cassette superfamily
Exons: 2
Biological process (GO): transmembrane transport
Cellular component (GO): membrane
Molecular function (GO): ATP binding; ABC-type transporter activity; ATP hydrolysis activity
Source: RefSeq, a predicted model, not a curated record